This is a messenger RNA of Micropterus salmoides (largemouth bass), 2469 nucleotides long. Its product is annotated as extracellular calcium-sensing receptor-like. The record is from RefSeq and is a predicted model, not a curated record. Gene Ontology annotation, molecular function: G protein-coupled receptor activity. Gene Ontology annotation, cellular component: membrane. The coding region runs from base 13 to 2469 and encodes 818 amino acids. Gene Ontology annotation, biological process: G protein-coupled receptor signaling pathway. Lineage: Eukaryota; Metazoa; Chordata; Actinopteri; Centrarchiformes; Centrarchidae. The transcript is spliced from 6 exons.
CAGGGAGACAUAAUGAUCGGGGGAAUUUUCCCUGUUUUCAACAAAGAGAUAAGUAGCACUUCUACAUUCAAGACAAAGCCGCCUGGAGUGAAGUGUGCAAAAUUUGACCUGCGAGCUUUUCGGUGGACCCAAGUGAUGAUAUUUGCAAUUGAGGAAAUCAACAAAGAUCCUACUCUCCUGCCAAACAUAUCUCUUGGCUAUAAGAUCCUGAACUCUUGUUCAUCUCCUACAAAUACUUUACGUGCUGCACUCACACUGGCAAGUAGACCAGAGGAGAUUGAAUUGACAUCCCCUUGUCCUCCAGCUAUUUCUGCCCUUAUUGCUGAGGCAGGAUCAUCUCAGUCUUUAGCUGUGGCUGGAACUUUUGGACCAUUUCAACUGCCAAUAGUAAGUUACUUCUCAACAUGUGCCUGCCUGAGUGAUAGAACUAAAUAUCCUACAUUUUUUCGGACAAUCCCCAGCGACUACUUCCAGGCAAAAGCUUUGGCAGCUCUGGUCAAACGUUUCGGUUGGCAGUGGAUUGGGGUCAUACAGUCAGACAAUGACUAUGGACGGAAUGGGAUCCUGGCUUUUACUAAUGAGGUGAAAAGGUUUGGGGUUUGUAUUGCAUUUGUUGGGACAGUUCUGCGUACAUACACUAUGGAUAAAAUACUGGAUGUUGUGGAAAUGAUCAAACAGUCAACUGUCAAAGUCAUUCUGGCUUUUGCUCCAGAGGGUGACUUUUACCCUUUGAUGAAAGAGGUUGUGAAACAGAACAUUACAGGAAUUCAGUGGAUUGCCAGUGAGGCCUGGAUAACAGCAACUCAACCCUCCACACCUGAAAUCUACCAAGCAUUUGGUGGAGCCCUAGGAUUUGUUGUGCAGAAGAUGGCUAUUCCAAAUCUAAAACCAUUUCUUUUGGGCAUUAGCCCUUACACUGAUCCAAGAGCAGCCUUUGUGAGGGAUUUCUGGGAGAUUAUGGUCGGCUGUAUACCUGUUUUACCUGGGGAACAGACAGGUACUGAGGCAACAAAUAAAAUAUGCACAGGCAAUGAGACAUUAAUGAAUUCCCAGGAUGAGUUCUUCAAUGUCACACAGCUGAGAGAGGCCUAUAAUGUCUACAAAGCCGUUUAUGCCAUUGCCCAUGCCCUACAUCAGCUGGUAUUUUGCCAACCGGUUGUAAAGAAAACAGUGAGGCCAUGUUUGAAUAUAUCAGAUAUUCAGCUCAAAGAGGUCAGUGAUUACCUACAAAGAGUGAAUUUUAGGAAUCAGUUUGGGGAUGAUGUGUUUUUUGAUGUCAAUGGUGACCCUCCUGCAUCUUAUGAUAUUAUUAACUGGCAGCUCAUAGAUGGGCAGGUGCAACAUGUCACACUGGGUCAUUUUGCCUCUGCUGCUAACAGUGAUUCUAAGCUCAGCAUCCAGGAGAAAGAAGUUGUGUGGAGGACAGGGAAAAUGGUUCCGACAUCGGUGUGCUCUAAUAUUUGUCCAGUAGGAACCAGGAAAGCUCAAAUAAAAGGAAAACCCACCUGCUGUUUUGACUGUAUCCCAUGUGCUGAUGGAACUAUAGCCAACUCCACAGGUGCAGUAGACUGCACACCCUGUCCACAGGAAUACUGGCCAAAUGAGAGGAAAGAUGAGUGCAUCCCUAAAACAAUUGAGUUCCUGACAUAUCACGAGCCAAUGGGAAUAGCUUUCACAGUUGUAUCCCUGCUAGGGGUCUCCCUAUCCCUGGCCACAAUGAUGGUCUUUAUCCGCUACAGUGAAACUCCUGUGAUAAAGGCCAGCAACUCGGAGCUGAGCUGUUUCCUGUUGAUUUCUCUUGUUUUGUGUUUUCUCUGUCCCCUCACUUUCAUGGGCAAGCCCACAAUCUGGACAUGCAUGCUACGGCACACAGCUUUUGGUGUGACAUUUGCACUUUGUAUUUCCUGUGUCUUGGGAAAAACUAUUGUUGUUGUUACAGCUUUCAAAGCUACAUUUCCUGGCAGCAAAUUUGCAGGAAAAUUUGGCCCUGCUCAGCAAAGGAUCAUAGUUUGCUCCUGCACUUUGAUUCAGAUAGUGAUAUGUGUGCUGUGGCUCAAGUUAAAGCCACCUUUCCCAGACAUGGUUUUCAAAUACAGCAAUAAAAAGAUUGUUUUAGAAUGUAACACAGGCUCUGAGGCUGCGUUCUAUGCAGUGCUGGGGUACAUAGGGUUCCUUGCAAUAAUAUGUUUGGUCCUGGCAUUUCUAGCAAGAAAGUUGCCUGAUAACUUUAACGAAGCUAAAUUGAUUACAUUCAGCAUGCUGAUUUUCUGUGCUGUCUGGAUCACCUUCAUUCCAGCAUAUGUAAGCUCUCCUGGAAAGUUCACUGUAGCUGUGGAAAUUUUUGCAAUUUUGUCUUCAGUAUUUGGCUUAUUCAUUAGCAUUUUUGCACCUAAAUGUUAUAUAAUAUUGAUCAAGCCAGAGAAAAAUACAAAGAAACAUGUCAUGGGAAAAACUGUGAGUGCCGGUUAA